GUAACUGCAGUAUCACGUUUUUUUUUUUUUUUUUGCAGCUGCAUCUUUCACAGCCUCCAUAGGUGCUCCGCUGAUACAUCUCAAGAGUUGUGUGUCUUGAAACCCACAGGCCAAUUGGAGCCAAUCACAAUUCACAGAGCGCUGAAGUUAUGGUCCACGGCGGUGUCAAGUACCCUCCUUCUGUGUUUGUGGUGGACAGUCAUGUCACCAGGCCCCCACUCCCACCCAGACUGACCCAGGAUCAGCAUCAGCAGCACCAGUACCAGCCCCAGUACCAGUACCAGCAGCAGCAGCAGCAGCAGCAGCGUUCCAGACCUGCACAGACCCUCCUGUUCCUGCUGGUGUUCCUGGCCUUGAGCGGCAUGGUCAUAGAAGCCUGUUUUAUUUACCGCCUCUACCAGAACAACAUGGUGAAUUCUGAAGCGUCCUUUGCAAAGUCCAGUGGAGAUAAGGGGACAGGUGAAGACAUUAUUCCCACUACAUGGCACGGACUUAUCGAUCCUCCAUCCAAACCAGUGGCACAUCUCACAGAUGGACUGGAUGUCGUUCACAAAGAUAAUAUUCUGAGAUGGAGUACGAUUGCUCAACCCAUCCUCUACAAACUGGACUACACAGACGGACAGCUGGUCAUUCAGACAGAGGGUUAUUACUAUGUCUACUCUAAGGUUUGUUACGAAGACAAACUUAAAUUUGUCCACUCUAUCCACGUGAAAACUAACAUGUACGCUGGUAAAAGUAUCCCCCUCUUGGAGUCCAGGUCAUACUCCGGCAAGUCGAACAGAAUUCAGUCCAACAGUUAUCUCGGUGGUGUGUUCCACUUCUACAAAGACGACGCCAUUUUUGUUAAAGUGAACAACAUCUCCCAGGUGGUGAGGAACAGAGCCUACGAGAACCUCUUCGGUGUCGUUAUGAUAUAAAUACUGUGUAGAUAUUUCACCAGGAGUCUUCAAAAUCUGGAGAAAGAGGGACUGAAACUGCAUGAAUGUUUUGUUUUGUCCUCAUGAGAACAGAGCGAAGAAGUGUGAAAAAGUCUCUAUACGAGGAAAUGUUAUGAAGGCCAGUAUCUCACAGCUUUUUUAACACUCAAAGACCUAAAUAACUACUGGUGACCAAAACAUCUACUGAUUUAUAAUAUUUAACCCAUAUAGACCCAAACAUCCACCACCAACCGAAACCACCUACUGAAAUAAGAUGUUUAAUACCUGCUGAGCUACU
Molecule: messenger RNA, 1215 nt
Organism: Sphaeramia orbicularis (orbiculate cardinalfish)
Lineage: Eukaryota; Metazoa; Chordata; Actinopteri; Kurtiformes; Apogonidae
Gene: tnfsf14a
Product: TNF superfamily member 14
Exons: 5
Coding region: 150-917 (255 amino acids)
Biological process (GO): immune response
Cellular component (GO): membrane
Molecular function (GO): tumor necrosis factor receptor binding
Source: RefSeq, a predicted model, not a curated record